AUGGAUAUGCAUGGAGAUGACCCAAACCGAGGUGUGGGGUGUGCACUGUACAGUCAAGAUGGAUAUUUUUUUGGGGCAGGCUAUAAUGGAUACCCCAUUGGCAUAUUAUAUGGAAACUUGCCCUGGCAAGGGAGAAAAGAGCGAAGGACUGGAUUGGCAAAACGGGAAUUUGUUGUCCAUGCUGAAGCAAAUGCUCUCCUGUACAGAUCAAAACCCCAAAUAGAAGAGACUGAUGUUCUGUACUGUACCAAACCUCCCUGUCCUGACUGUCAAAGCCUUAUAAAGGAGGUGGGAAUAAGGAAAAUUUGUUAUGUAGAAGAAUCAUCAACACUGAAUAAAACAGAUUGCUCAUUUAAAUUAAAGGAAGACUUUGACUGUAUUGAGUGGAAUACUACAAGUAUGACAGAACACAGUGAGCAAAAUGAUGAUUCAAAAGACAAAGAAACAGAAGGAAGAAGUAAUGAAGGCAAAAUGGAAUUAAUUUAG
Messenger RNA from Dromaius novaehollandiae (emu), 486 nucleotides. RefSeq names its product cytidine and dCMP deaminase domain-containing protein 1-like. The record is from RefSeq and is a predicted model, not a curated record. Lineage: Eukaryota; Metazoa; Chordata; Aves; Casuariiformes; Dromaiidae. Gene Ontology annotation, cellular component: cytoplasm. Bases 1 to 486 code for a protein of 161 amino acids. Gene Ontology annotation, molecular function: hydrolase activity; zinc ion binding. The transcript has 7 exons.